Molecule: messenger RNA, 846 nt
Organism: Trachymyrmex cornetzi
Lineage: Eukaryota; Metazoa; Arthropoda; Insecta; Hymenoptera; Formicidae
Product: stearoyl-CoA desaturase 5
Exons: 5
Coding region: 139-846 (235 amino acids)
Biological process (GO): unsaturated fatty acid biosynthetic process
Cellular component (GO): endoplasmic reticulum membrane
Molecular function (GO): stearoyl-CoA 9-desaturase activity; iron ion binding
Source: RefSeq, a predicted model, not a curated record
CUGGUUCAACAACUCUGAUUCACUCUGUAUAUAAUCAGCUUGAAGUAAAGAAUCUUCAGUUACCACUCGAUCAGUGCAUGUGUAAUAUCUCAUCCGAAUCACUUUUGAUAUUCCCAUGCCAAGAUUUGAUGAGAAUUAAUGGCAAGGGACGACAUCAAUAAAAAAACCGAAAUGAUAAAACCAAGUAUUUUCAAAUUCGAAACUGACAUAAUAUGGUAUAUUGCUUUCCAAGUCUUUCUAUUGCACGCUAUUGGUAUUUAUGGUUUAUUGACUUUCAACUACUGGCAAAAUUUGAUGACUACAAUAUGGAUAAUCGCUAUGCAUAUCAUAUCUAAUAUUGGAGUGUCUGGUGGCGCUCAUCGACUUUGGUCUCACAAAAGCUAUAAAGCAAAGUUACCGUUAAGAAUUCUACUUUUGAUAUGCUUUAGUGCAGGUGUACAGAAUACCAUAUGCAGUUGGGUGAAAAAUCAUCGUAUGCAUCAUAAAUAUAGCGAUACUAAUGCUGAUCCUCACAAUUCUCAACGCAGCUUUUUUUAUGGACAUGCGGGAUGGGUGUUUAUGAAAGAACAUCCGGAAUUUAUUAAAAAGAGCAAGCAGCUCGAUUUAUCGGAUAUUUUGUCAGAUCCUGUUGUGAUUUUCGGCGAAAGGUACUUCUUGCUUCUUCAACUUUUUUUUGGUUUUAUCCUACCUACAGCAGUACCUGUAUAUCUAUGGAACGAGACAUGGAAUAGAGCUAUUGUAUCGCAAAUAUUCAUAAGAUACAUGAUUACGUUAAAUGCCGUGUGGUCUAUCAAUAGCAUUGCUCAUGUGUGGGGUACUAAGCCAUACGAUAAGUGCGUAAUUUGA